CUUGACUUGGAGUGAUGCCUCGGCGAUCAAAGACUUUGGUUGGCCCCGCUUCUGGGAAUCGUGAUGGCAGCAGUCUUCGGAGCCGGAGGGUGUUCAUGCUCCAGGACCCGAUGCGAAUCAAAUACUUCCCAGAGGUUGAACGGAAGCCAAUGCCUGAACACGAUGUGAUUGAUGGGGGCCGCAAGAUUCGAAUCGAACAUGUCAAUGACCACCCUGUCCUCAAGGCGUGCUAUCGAGAUUAUGAAGAAUUCUGUUGGGAUGGAUUUCGGCUCUUGGCCAGUCAGAAUCCCCGUAUGCCCCCCCACGAUUUUGUGCAGCUCUGCAACACGGAGGUCACCGGAUGGCGCACCCUUGUCCAGAUAGAUGGACAGUACUGGUUGUGUGUUCCUUCUCAGAACACUAUCCACUAUGGUGGGGAUACCUUUGCGUUUCAAGAGAGUCAACCUGGCAGUGGAGAUGGACAAGUCAUUUUUGUGAGUGGAGGGCUGUUUUUGUCAGAUGCAGCGGGUGUCUUAGGCUGCUUACUUCCUGGCGUUCAAGAUUCGAAUAUGUCAUAGCAGCUGCUCCAAAUCUUGAUUUCAAAUGUCACAUGACUCUGUGAUGCCGCUUUGGCAAACGGCUUC
Cladocopium goreaui is the source of this 623-nucleotide messenger RNA. The record is from the annotation of a GenBank genome assembly. Lineage: Eukaryota; Dinophyceae; Suessiales; Symbiodiniaceae.